AUGGGCCCGGGGGAGAACCAGACCAGUGGUGUGACGGAGUUCAUCUUAGCUGGCUUCCCGACCCUCAACAGCACGAAAGCAGAAUUGUUUUCUGUAUUUCUUCUGGUCUACCUGCUGACUCUCACGGGGAAUGUGUUGAUUGUGGGCGUGGUUGGGGCUGAUGCCCGCCUGCAGACCCCCAUGUACUUCUUUCUGGGGAACUUGUCCUGCCUGGAGAUCCUCUUGACUUCAGUCAUCAUUCCCAAGAUGCUGAGCAAUUUCCUGUUCAGCCAACACACCAUUUCCUUCGCCGCCUGCAUUACCCAAUUCUAUUUCUAUUUCUUUCUUGGGGCCUCCGAGUUCCUGCUGUUGGCGGUCAUGUCUGUGGACCGCUACCUAGCCAUCUGUCACCCUCUGCGCUACCCCUUGCUCAUGAGCGGGGACGUGUGCUUUCGGGUAGCUUUGGCCUGCUGGGUGGGGGGACUCCUGCCUGUGCUCGGGCCCACCGUGGCUGUGGCCCUGCUCCCGUUCUGUGGGCGCGAUCCGGUGGUGCGGCACUUUUUCUGUGACAGUGGCCCACUGCUCCGCCUGGCAUGCACCAGCACCAAGGGGCUGGAGCAGACGGAUUUCAUUCUGGCCUCCCUGGUGAUCGUGUCCUCUCUGGUGGUUACUGCGGCAUCGUACGGCCACAUAGUCCUGGCUGUCCUCCGCAUCCCCUCUGCUUCCGGCCGUCACAAAGCCUUUUCCACCUGUACCUCCCACCUGAUGGUGGUGACCCUCUUCUACGGAAGUGCCAUCUUCCUCUAUGUACGACCGUCACAGAGCGGCUCUGUGGAGACGAACUGGGCAGUGACCGUGGUGACGACGUUUGUGACACCUCUGUUGAACCCCUUCAUCUACGCCUUGCGCAACGGGCAAGUUAAGGAGGUUUUGAAGGACAUGCUUAAGAAAGUGGUAGCAGACGGUUUGUGCCAUCUUUUCCUUGCCAAGACUUUCAAUAAGAAACCAGUGAGGUGA
Molecule: messenger RNA, 996 nt
Organism: Echinops telfairi (small Madagascar hedgehog)
Lineage: Eukaryota; Metazoa; Chordata; Mammalia; Afrosoricida; Tenrecidae
Product: olfactory receptor 6S1
Exons: 1
Coding region: 1-996 (331 amino acids)
Biological process (GO): G protein-coupled receptor signaling pathway
Cellular component (GO): membrane
Molecular function (GO): olfactory receptor activity; G protein-coupled receptor activity
Source: RefSeq, a predicted model, not a curated record